Messenger RNA from Hydatigera taeniaeformis, 324 nucleotides. NCBI's taxonomy places the organism in Eukaryota, Metazoa, Platyhelminthes, Cestoda, Cyclophyllidea, Taeniidae. The record is from the annotation of a GenBank genome assembly.
AUGCCCUGUAUAGAGGUAGGGACAGUCGGUGGAGGCACACGACUUCCUGCGCAGCGCGCUUGCAUUGAGAUGCUCGACCUAUCCCUCGAACGGCCUGCUGAGCACCUAGCUCGCCUUAUUGCUGGUGUGGUGAUAGCUGGUGAACUCUCGCUUCUAGCUGCACUGGCCACCAACGAUCUUGUAGAGGCGCACAUGCGCUUAAACAGGGCAGCGGCAGCGGUGGCUGCGGCAACCGCUGGACAACCAGGGGCAGAGGAGGACGAAAAUGAUCGGUUGGGAAACACUGGUCUCCUCUUGUCUAAUGCAAAAAACUUCGGCAUGUGA